Lentinula edodes (shiitake mushroom) is the source of this 1579-nucleotide messenger RNA. RefSeq lists its product as uncharacterized. The record is from RefSeq and is a predicted model, not a curated record. Lineage: Eukaryota; Fungi; Basidiomycota; Agaricomycetes; Agaricales; Omphalotaceae. The transcript has 4 exons. Gene Ontology annotation, molecular function: protein heterodimerization activity. Bases 71 to 1501 code for a protein of 476 amino acids.
AUUUCGAUCUCUCUUCACUUAACCGGCUCAUGCGCUGUGCUCACGUUUUAUCCCUGUGAACCUGCGAGCGAUGUCAAUUCCGACCAUACCGAAUUAUUAUCCCCAAGCGCAUUACACUACACCUUCAGCCUCACCAACAGCCGCUACCCCAGGCCUCACCGGAGCUGUCGCUCCAGUUCCAGUUCCAACUCCAGCUCUAGCAUCUACGACGUUGUCAUCGACGCAUUAUACACCCUCGCCAUCUGCUGCUCAGUAUCUUGCUCAAUACGCUAGUUUGCGUGCUGGGACACCCACUUCUGCUGGUGGUUCUUAUUCUUUUCCUUCGACGACCUAUAAUGCUUCGUCGUAUGGAUCGGGAAUUCCCGGGGUUAGUGGGAUUCCUGGUGUAACAACUGCAAUGGGAGUAGGAACACAUAAAUCACCUACAGGAACAAUCCGCCCUUCGUCGCCUGUCGCUCCUGCAGUCACUUCACGAGAAGCAAGUCAGUCUAUACAAAGAUUAGCUGCAGGUGAAUUGCGGAAUGCUGGGUUCGAUGGUGCGAUGCCGGAAGCAUUGUAUAUCAUUGAACAAGAGGUUGUUGGAUUCGUUCAAUCUUUAUACACUCUCGCGCACUCGUACUCUAACCUCGCAAAUAGAUCAGGACCAAUCGCUACUGAUUUACUUCUUGCGGCGGAAGAUUUCGAGAAAGAUUGGGCGUAUGAUGUCGGCCCGAAAACAUUGGCGAAAUGGAUUAGGAAGAGGAAGAGGAAACAGAUGAAAGGAAGGGACACAAAGGGAAAAGCAAAAGCAAAACCGCCACCAUCCCUCAACGUCGUCCCUUAUCCUCCUCGUUCACCUACUCCAGAAUUACUCCAUUCCGACGACGAGAUCGACAUAGAAGACCCAGACCCCACACCCACUGCACCGGUCCAACAACAAAAAUCCCACUACCCCAAUCACCAAAUAAACCACAUCCCACCAACCGCACAUCCAACUCACCUUUCACUCGCUCCUCCAUCGUUGACCUCACAUAAUCAAAUCCAGGCUUCUAAUCCAGCGGCAACGACCACGACGAAAUUGCGCACGAUACCAACAUCCACAUUGCGUAAUCUCCCGGGAAAUUUACCUGGUUUGCCGCCCAAACAUACAUAUUUGCAGACACCAGCCGCACCCCGUCGUGCCCUUUCCCAAAACUCAACCUCAUCCACGUCAAAUUCAAACGCUACCCCAAAAUCCCAAAACCAGCUCCAAAUGGAAAAAAAGCUCCGCACUGCCGCACUCGUUCAAGAAUCGCUCAAGAACCUCCUUUUAGCAACAGAGUAUAGCGAGGAGGAUGAUAUGGAUAUUGAUUCUUCUCCGAAUGGUGUGAAUGGGCCUGGAGGGAGUGGCAGUGGCAGUGGAGGUGUGGCAGCGACGGCGAAACAGAAUGCGGAGCUGUUGGGGCAUAUUGUCAAUUGGGAGAGCACAAUUGGGUUGGGGGUAGGUGGUGGAGGUGGGGGGAGGAAAAGAUGGAGGGUUUAGAGGAGAGGUGGAGAAACCUUGAGUUAUGUGCAUGUGUAUGUAAGGUACACUGAUAGUAGAAUGAACAAUUAUUUGCUC